AGGGGAGCGUGGGCGGAGGCGGUGCGCUCGGCGCUUCCUGUUCCGGCGCCAGGAGAGCCGCGCGCUGCUGGUGCUGCUGCUGCCGCCGCCGCUGCCGUCAGUCAGCCUGCGCCCGAUUCUUCGGCGCCUCGUCCCUGGGACCGAUCGCCACUUCUAGACCCUGCUGCGGGCUUGGAUCUAACUGGGAAAAUGUCGGAUGAAUUUUCGUUGGCAGAUGCGCUACCUGAACACUCCCCUGCCAAAACUUCUGCUGUGAGCAAUACAAAACCUGGCCAACCUCCUCAAGGCUGGCCAAGUUCCAAUCCUUGGAAUAACCCAAGUGCUCCACCUUCUGUGCCAUCUGGACUCCCACCAAGUGCAACACCCUCCACUGUGCCUUUUGGACCAGCACCAACAGGAAUGUAUCCCUCUGUGCCUCCCACCGGACCACCUCCAGGACCCCCAGCACCUUUUCCUCCUUCUGGACCAUCAUGCCCCCCACCUGGUGGUCCUUAUCCAGCCCCAACUGUGCCAGGUCCUGGCCCCACAGGGCCAUAUCCUACACCAAAUAUGCCCUUCCCAGAGCUACCUAGACCAUAUGGUGCACCCACAGAUCCAACUACAGCUGGUCCUUUAGGUCCAUGGGGAUCCAUGUCUUCUGGACCUUGGGCACCAGGAAUGGGAGGGCAGUAUCCUACCCCUAAUAUGCCAUAUCCAUCUCCAGGGCCAUAUCCCGCUCCACCUCCUCCCCAAGCACCAGGAGCAGCACCACCUGUUCCGUGGGGCACUGUUCCACCAGGAGCCUGGGGACCACCAGCACCAUAUCCUGCCCCUGCAGGAUCAUAUCCCACACCAGGACUCUAUCCUACUCCCAGUAAUCCUUUCCAAGUGCCUUCAGGACCUUCUGGUGCUCCACCGAUGCCUGGUGGCCCCCACUCUUACCAUUAAGUUAACAAUGGACGAAGAGAUGACACUUUGCUUAUUGAAGUACAUAUAUAUGCACAUGAAUGCAUAUAUAAGAAUUGCUGGUUUCACUAUUCUUAGAGGGCAUUCAUGAAAGAACAACUCUUGCACCUCUCAGAGAAGAUAACUGCCUCUUGUACUUGGAUGUGUAGUACAUCAGAUGGAUACAAUCAGAUGAAAACAGAAGUAAAUCAUUCAGAUAUGAUUUUUGGUUUUCAUGGAAAGUUAAAGUGAUUAAGUAUACUGAAUAGAUCUUUGAUUAACAAUUUAAGUUAUGAAACUACUUAAAAGUCUAAGAUUAUGUGUUAGGAUCUGCAACUUCAUUGGCAAAUUAUUUCAAGUAUUUUUCUAUAGUCACUUCCCCCACCCCCCAAAUUAACUUUGAAAAUAAUCACAUUAUAAUCUAAACAAAUGAUGCCUCAACAUUUUGAGCUGCUCUAUCUAUAGGACAAAUAAACUUGGUUCCCUUGAGGUUUUAUUUUGGAUAUAAAUUUUAAGACUGUCAGUGAUUGUCGGAUUUUGAGUUCAGUAGCCAGCCAGUGUUCAUUUAUAUCCUUGAGCUUUUGGCAAAAACUUCCUGGUUUUAUUUUUAGCCGUAUGGGUCAUACAGCACUAAAAUCUGCCAUUUAUGGAAACUGACUUUUUUUUUUAAUCCAGGCCAACAUGCAUGUAAAAUUAUAUUCGUAGAGAAUUGGUGAUUUCAUUGUAUUGCUUUAGAAUGGAUUGUAAGAUGUGCUUAUUGUUUUGGGAAGACCUCAAGGAAGGAAAUAAUUCUCUCCUUUGUUCUGAAUCUCAAACUAGAUAAACCCUAGGAAUUACUUUCUCAGAAAACCUGAGGCAGCUCUUCUGCCCAGACCAUUCCCUUUAGCCACCCAUCCCCACUUCCCAGUUCUUUAGACGGAGCAUAGCCCUUGAUUCCUCCCUGAUACGGAAAACUGGCACACUCUAUAUGGGUCUGUCAAAAAGAUACAGCAGUUCUGUUUAGAGAACCUUAAGUCAUACAGAUGUGACUGUUCUCUUUGUGCAAGUGUGAAUCAAAAUAUAUAUCUGUCUUUCAUAGUCUGGUUAAGCUAUGUCAUUGUCUCCUGCAUAGUUUCCUGGACCUAUGUAAAGUGCUUAUGGCUAACAGUUCAGUUCUAUAUUUGCUGACAGGUAAACGUGAGGCAUUGAGUGCCAUCUUUGAAAAAAUUACCCUCUAGCUCUAACACUGAAAAUAAUAAUAAAUUGUAGAUCUCUGCAGUUGAGUUUAAAGCAGUGUGACUGUGUUGCUUAAAUAUAAAGUAUUGUUUAUAACCACCAAAACAGCCCUAGUAGCCUUUUGGCGCCUUAAUCUUUAAAUCAGAUUCUUAGAUUUGGGAUAGACCUAACUUUGUUACUUAUCAAGUAACACUUUGAGAUUUUGAAUGUAUUCAUUGAGUUUCUAAAAUGUAUUGUGAAUUUCUCAGAGCAGUAUAGGAGAGAUUUAUGCUGGAGCUUUGUUUCUGCUUAGUAAUAACAUAUUUAAUAGUUUAUUUCUGCUAUAAUUAAAAUGUCAAGAAUGCCAAA
Microcebus murinus (gray mouse lemur) is the source of this 2487-nucleotide messenger RNA. RefSeq names its product mitogen-activated protein kinase 1 interacting protein 1 like (gene MAPK1IP1L). The record is from RefSeq and is a predicted model, not a curated record. NCBI's taxonomy places the organism in Eukaryota, Metazoa, Chordata, Mammalia, Primates, Cheirogaleidae.